GCUGCAGGAGAGAGAAUUCUGCGCAGAAGACUCAUUGUUUUGUUUAAUAAAGUACAAAUUUAAUCAUUGUUGAAAACAAAGGAGUUUAUCAUUUGACCACCUGGAAUGGCGGAUAUCGACUUCGCCUCUUUGGCCCAAGAGCAGCCUUAUCUGUUGGCUGCUGCGCUGGGAGCAAUCGGUGUCCUGUUGUUCCUGAUAUUCGGACGCAAGUCGUACGGCCCGGUGCCCAAACACCUGAAAAGCUUUGAUAAGAUCCCAGGACCAAUUGGGCUGCCAGUGGUGGGCAACCUGUUCAGUAUUGGGUCCGGCAAGGCCUUUGUCACAUGGACUGAGUGGGCAAAAGCCUACGGCAAGAUUUACCAGUACUCUGUAUUUGGCAAGAAUUUUGUGGUUGUGACAGACCCUGCCGCCCUCCCCACAGUGCUGGGCUCUGACAGCUUUGUCAAGAGCCCCUUGGCAGUCGCCGGAGAGGGUGCCCUGUCCAAGGAAGCCCAUGCAGGCCUCGCUCCUGCAUUUGGUCCGGAAGGAGCCAAGGCACAGUUCAGCACCGCAUUGAGGAGAGCCGUGGACCUGGCAGCCAAGAUUGACAAGGAUGGCCCCGACAGAGCCACCGAUAUGCAGGCGGCUCUGGAGGAUGCCGUGCUCGAUACCGUCCUGACAAACGCCUUUGACGCAACUUCUGACAAGCUGGAUGCCGUGAAGAAGCCUCUGCAGGCCUCCCUGCGCUCCACCAGCAUCCAGGCCGCCGGGCCCAUCAGCAGCCCGCUGGGCGCGCUGUUCAGCGGCGGGUUCAAGGCCAGCCCCAAGGCCGAGGCUGCCUGGGUGGAGCUCGUGCGCGGCUUGCGCCGCCGCGGCCCGGCCGCCAAGUCCGACACAUCCCUCGCCGCCGCCCUCAACCGCCUCACCGACGCCAGCGGCGCUCCGCUAUCUGACGAGGCCGUGGCCGCCCAAGCCGCCGCACUGACCGCUGCCGCCCUGGAGCCGACCGCGCAAAGCGUUGCAUGGGCCCUGUUCUCCAUCGCAACCACGCCGAGCCUGCAGGACGGCAUCGCCAAGGAGCUGAGCGACAACGGGCUCCUGGCGCACGGCGAAGACCGCGAACCGCGCCUGCCCGAGUUCGACGACCUACCCAAGCUGCCCUACCUCACCGCUGUGAUCAAGGAGAGCCAGCGGCUGUUCCCUGCCGCCGCCAUCGGGCCGCUGCGCUACGCUGCCAAGAACACCGAGCUGGCCGGCUACUUCAUCCCCAAGGGCACCCACGUCCAGGUGCCGCUGCUGGCGCUGCACACGGCGCCGUGGAACUGGCCGCAGCCGGAGCGCUUCUGGCCGGAGCGCUGGACCACUCCCGAGCUGCGCGGAGGGCCCAAGGCCGCCUCCGAGGGCCUCGCCUCCGCCUUCCUGCCCUGCGGCGCCUCCUGCAUCAGCAGCCACGUCGCCGAGGCCCAGGUGGCGGCGUUUGUGGCGGUGCUGGCGUCGCGCUUCAAGAUGAGCCUGGCGGGCGGCGGGCGCAAGGCAGCCCUGAAGCGCCAGACUCUGGACAGCUCCCUGCGCCUGGCCGGCGGCAUGAAGAUGGUCUUCGUGCCCCGCGCCUCCAUCGGCUUCUCCAGCCGCCUCUGAGCGCCAUGCUGGACCCUUCCUAACUCCCUCUGGGAUGCGCCAAGCUCGACACUGACUGGGAUCACGGGUCCCUUUGCAAGUCCCUCUGGGGUCUGGGGGUUGCUCAAAGCUGGAUGAUCACAGGGGAAGCCCUAAUUUGUGGUCCAUGCUGGCCACUUUGGCAGACUCUACAGGAGUCUCGGGGUGUUUCUCAAAGCUGGAUGCUCACUGGGAAUGGUAACUGGGCUCCUCCGC
Coccomyxa subellipsoidea C-169 is the source of this 1851-nucleotide messenger RNA. Its product is annotated as cytochrome P450. The transcript has 11 exons. Gene Ontology annotation, molecular function: heme binding; oxidoreductase activity, acting on paired donors, with incorporation or reduction of molecular oxygen; monooxygenase activity. The coding region runs from base 106 to 1617 and encodes 503 amino acids. NCBI's taxonomy places the organism in Eukaryota, Viridiplantae, Chlorophyta, Trebouxiophyceae, Coccomyxaceae. The record is from RefSeq and is a predicted model, not a curated record.